Molecule: messenger RNA, 2137 nt
Organism: Chelmon rostratus (copperband butterflyfish)
Lineage: Eukaryota; Metazoa; Chordata; Actinopteri; Chaetodontiformes; Chaetodontidae
Product: breast cancer metastasis-suppressor 1-like protein-A
Exons: 10
Coding region: 1031-2005 (324 amino acids)
Biological process (GO): negative regulation of transcription by RNA polymerase II
Cellular component (GO): Sin3-type complex
Molecular function (GO): histone deacetylase binding
Source: RefSeq, a predicted model, not a curated record
AUUUUGUGACAUGCAAACAAUCAGCACUAUAAACUAUAGUGAAUUUCUCCAUUGUGAGAUCAAUAAAUUCUUAUCUAAUCUAAAAAAAAAAACCAAACAAAACAAACAAACUAGUCACACGCUUCCUACUGUCCACUACACCAUUAGACAGCACCACGGCUCCAGCCUUUCCAUCCAUCAGUGCCACCCAGGUGAGUGAGACGAGAGUCAAGCAGUGAUCUGUGACAGCUUUCACCCUGGGGUGCUUGACUCAUCUGCCAGCAAAGGCUCUCCAGCACCUCUUCAGCAUAUCCCUGCAGCUCUACAGGGUGCCUUCAAAGUGAAACCCUCCUGUCUGCUCCCAGUGCCAAAAAAAAGGUAUUCAAGUUACCUGACGCACUGUGAUGAUGGCACUGACAGCAUGUCUGCACCUGCAGGACAAACACCUUCACAGACUCAUUCAUGAGUCAGCAGUCAGCACAUAUGAUACUUCCUCUGUGGUAUAUAUUCCCUGUCUGCAUUGCUAUGAUUUGAUCAAUAUUCAUGUUGUCUGUGUGUGGAAAGUAAGUUGUUUACAUCAUGUUUUACUGUAAUAGAGAUUUGUUUUUAAAUUGCUUUCAGUGUUUAGAGGUUUUAACAUAAAUUAUGUACAGUAAGUAUGUAACAUAAAGUGUAAAGUAUAACAUAAACUAAUAGCAUUUAACAUUCAAGCCCUCUGACUUCCCACUGACUUUUCAUGCACCUCAAAAACAUAUUAAUGUAGUUAUACACCUGUAUAUGCAGUAAGUAUGCCGUGUGCAGAAGAAGUUACAGGAACUACAAAUCCCUAAAAUCUCUCCGUAGCAAUUGGUUGCCCAUUCCAACAUUUGAUUGGACGGAGUCAGUAAAGCUCCGUGUGAUUGGCCUACGGUGGCCAUGUUUGCAUUACCAGCUGUCUAGAUGCGAGCUAGCUAACCGGUUAGCUGUGUGAGGUGCAUUCGCCUCUUUGCUCGGGCUAAAAUAAACGAACAGCCCUUCCUCCCCGUAAACGCCGGCUUAUCUGGAAGUCGUAAUGCCGGUUCACUCCCGGGAGAAGAAAGAAAGUAACCACGAAGAAAUGGAGGUGGAUUUUCCCGAGCAAGACGGCAGCAGCACAGACGAGGAGGACACCGUUAGCUCGUCCGUGUCUGAAGAUGGAGACAGCUCGGACAUGGAUGAUGAGGACUGUGAGAGGAGGAGGAUGGAGUGCCUGGAUGAGAUGACCACCCUGGAGAAGCAGUUCACUGACUUGAAGGAGCAGUUGUACAAGGAGCGUCUGAGCCAGGUGGACAUCAAGCUGCAGGAGGUCAUGGCUGGCUGUGCCCAGGAGUACCUGGAACCUUUAGCCAACCUGCAGGAGAACAUGCAGAUCAGGACCAAAGUUGCUGGGAUCUACAGGGAGCUGUGCUUGGAGUCGGUGAAGAACAAGCACGAGUGUGAGAUCCAGGCUGCCUGCCAACACUGGGAGAGUGAGAAGUUGCUGCUGUUUGACACUGUGCAGAGUGAACUGGAGGAGAAGAUAAGAAGACUGGAGGAAGACAGACACAGUAUUGACAUCACCUCAGAGUUGUGGAAUGAUGGAUUGCACUCAAGGAAAAACAAGAAGAAAGACCCAUUCUGCCCUGUCAAGAAGAAGAAGCCCGUUGUUGUUUCUGGGCCUUAUAUCGUUUACAUGCUGCAAGAUUUAGAUAUUCUUGAAGACUGGACUGCAAUAAGAAAGGCGAUGGCAUCACUGGGGCCACACAGGGUGAAGGUGGAUGUUCCUGCAGUCAAGCCUGACAGACAUCACCAUGUGGCGCGCUCCGAGGACGGUCGACUUUUCUAUGACAACCAGUGGUACUGCAGGGGACAGGCCAUCUGCAUCAACAGGAAGGACGAGUACCCGACUAGCGCCAUCAUCACCACUGUCAACAACGAUGAGGUGUGGUUCAAACGACUGGAUGGCACCAAGUCAAAGCUGUACAUCUCCCAGCUGCAGAAAGGCAAAUACACUAUCAAGCACUCGUAAAAACACACACGCACACAGGCAAAGACCCUCAUCUCUGCUGUGUCUCUUUUUGUCUCCUUUCUGUGUGGUACCUUCCUACAUUCUUGCCAUAUGUACAGACACACGCACACAAACACACCUCACUUCACCUCC